UGGCGCAGGAGGCGGAGGGGGAGGCGGCCGAGACGGCCGAACGGCGGCCGGUCUCGGCACUGCGCGCGGCGGCACGCUUCUGGAAGUCAGCUGUGCUCGUGUUGACCCCACUGCUGGCGCUGCCCCUGCCGCUGCUGGUCGGCACGCAGGAAGCACUAUGUGGCUACUGCAUCAUCAUCAUGGCCGCCUACUGGAUGACCGAGGCUAUCCCCAUCCCGGCGACGGCGCUGCUGCCCGUCGUGCUCUUCCCGCUCACAGGCGUGCUGUCCACCAAGGCCGUGUGUGGUCAGUACGUGACGGCGGCCAACAUGCUCUUCAUCGGUGGCCUGAUGGUGGCGGCGGCCGUGGAACACAGCGGCCUCCACCUCCGGAUCGCGCUCUGGGUCCUCAUCCACAUGAGGGCCGGCGUGAAGUGGCUAAUGUUUGGCUUCAUGUUCGUCACUAUGUUUCUAUCCAUGUGGAUAUCAAACACAGCGACAACGGCGCUGAUGACACCCAUCAUUGAAAGAAUCAUCCACAUACUGAUGGAGCCCAGCCCGCUGCAGACGAGUACGGACGGGCCGGCGUUGGGCGUGAGUCGCCAGCGUCUGUCGGCGGCGCUGUACAUAUCGGUGGCGUAUGCGGCCAACUGCGGCGGCACGGGCACACUGACCGGCACCAACCCGAACCUGGUGCUCGUGGGCCAGCUGCAGGAGCUGUACGGCUCCAAGACGGGCCUGACGUACACCACGUUCAUGAUGUUCGGCGUGCCUGCGAUGCUCCUCUGCACCCUGAUCGCCUGGAUCUGGCUGGUGAUUCUCUUUCUCGGCGUCAGACAGUUCAAGUGCGGCACCAGCGGCGACGCUCGGUUCGCGGAGGUAAAGCGUGCCUUGCGUCAACGUUACGAGGAUCUGGGGCCGAUCACGUUCCACGAGCAGAUGGUGACGGCGCUGUUCUUGGUGGUGGUGGUACUGUGGUUCACCCGGGAUCCACUCAUCGUGACCGGCUGGCUGGAAGUGUUCUCAGUGAGGAUAAGUGAUGCAACUCCUGCAAUACUCGUCGUGGUUCUGAUGUUCAUGAUACCGGCCAAACCCAACUUUAAGUGGUGGAACAAAACGCGUAGAGACACAACUAAAGUGAGCGAAGGGCUUUUGACGUGGAAGGUGGUGCAAGAGAAGGUUCCGUGGGGGGUGAUCAUUCUACUCGGGGGCGGCUUCGCGAUGGCUCGUGCCGCCAAGGACUCCGGCCUGUCGCAGCUGCUGGGCGACCAGCUGACGUUCGAGCUGCCGCCGGUGGCGCUCGUCUUCAUCAUCUGCUUCUUCACGGCGUUCCUCACCGAAGUGUCGAGCAACACGGCCACGGCCACCAUCCUGCUGCCCGUGCUGGCGGCCGUGGCGCAGCGGGCGCGCAUCAACCCGCUCUACCUCAUGCUGCCCACCACCCUCACCUGCAGCUAUGCCUUCAUGCUGCCGGUGGCCACGCCGCCCAAUGCCAUCGUGCACCAGGCGGGCCAGCUGAAGACGUCGGACAUGAUGCGUGCCGGUCUGCUGAUGAACCUGCUCUGUGUCGGCGUCAUCACGCUGCUCACCAACACGCUGGGCGUCAGCAUCUUUGAGCUGCACACUUUCCCAGCCUGGGCCAACGGCACCGUGGCGGCGCCGACGGAAUAAGCGGGGGGGUGG
Messenger RNA from Pollicipes pollicipes, 1661 nucleotides. RefSeq names its product solute carrier family 13 member 5. Gene Ontology annotation, cellular component: plasma membrane. Gene Ontology annotation, biological process: succinate transport; citrate transport; transmembrane transport. NCBI's taxonomy places the organism in Eukaryota, Metazoa, Arthropoda, Thecostraca, Pollicipedomorpha, Pollicipedidae. The transcript has 10 exons. The record is from RefSeq and is a predicted model, not a curated record. The coding region runs from base 180 to 1649 and encodes 489 amino acids. Gene Ontology annotation, molecular function: citrate transmembrane transporter activity; succinate transmembrane transporter activity.